AUGAUUUGGCCCGACAAGGGCUUGUUAUCCCAAGCGUGGGAAAGUGAUACUGAGGUCCGUCAGUGUUUCCGGGCCGCCAAAUCACACUUGCUGGUCUGGCCCAGUGUGCAGUUGGUGGGGGCAGUUAGCAUGAAGGCACUUUCCAUGAAUGUGCCAGCUGUCAAAGUGGCCUUGCAGAUUUGGGGAGAUUUCAGCGAGGAUUGCAAGGCCAUGCCUAUCGACUGGUUGAAACAGGAGGUUCAGGAGUUACACCUGUUGCUCAACCCGGCCACCACGAACCGUGCGGUUGCUGUGUAUGUCGAUGCAUGGGGUGUGAAGAGACUGUCGAGCCUAGCUAUGCGUCGAUGGCGAUCCCCCAUUGGACAACUGCGAGAUUCUCUGCAUAAUUUCCAUUAA
Symbiodinium necroappetens is the source of this 396-nucleotide messenger RNA. Lineage: Eukaryota; Dinophyceae; Suessiales; Symbiodiniaceae. The record is from the annotation of a GenBank genome assembly.